AUGGCUGAUGAUCCGGAUUCUUGGUCGAUACCUGCAGAGGGAACGAAGGACUCGGACGUGGAGAAGUGCGACAGCUGCGAAGAUGGUGACAGUGCGACGGGUUCGCUGCUCACGGAACUCGACUCGCAGCUCCUGCGCGGCGUGUCCCUGGCUGUGACUUUGAGCGGCUUCGGCCGGCAUUGGUCCUCCACAGCCGGGACGACAACAAUGUACCAAACUGGUCCCCAGAUCUACAACUUGAGCUCCGUGGUGAAGGAGUUUGAUACCUUCUUGAGCCACGACUGGCAAACAAAUCGCUGGUUGAAGGUCUUGGCGCUGCUGUGGAUCUUCAACCUUCGUGCUGCCACCGUCAUCUCCUUGUGCUUCAGUAUCUGCUGGGGCACGGUGCUAGGACUCCACUGGCUGCCAGACGAAGCUUGGUACAUCUUUUUUCCGUGGUGCGUCUUUUUUCUGGUGCUCCUUUCUUGGCAGCGGCUACGAAGCCUGGUCCUUCCAAAAAUGGUCUUCAUGGACAAACUUUGUAUCGCCCAACAUGAUGCGAUCCUCAAGGCGCAAGGCAUCGUCGGAUUGGCGGCAUUCCUGGACCGCUCCAAGACCUUGACGAUCUUAUGGUCUCCCAAAUAUUUCACGCGGCUGUGGUGUAUCUAUGAGUUAGCCACCUACCUCCGCCAGCGGGAGCACAAACCAGUGAAGUUGAUGCCGGUCGCAAUGUCAGUGGUGAUGCUACUGAUGUGUAUUGGUGGUAUGCUUCUCAUGACACCCUACGAGCUCGGCUACUACUACUAUUACUUGAAGGAAAAAAACAUCAGGUACGUGCGCGGCUCACAGGGUGGAAUCCAUUGGCCUGCCAUGGUCCGAACGGUGGCCAUGAUUGUGGCCGUUGCGGUGGUGCUGGUCCCGGUGGUGUUCUGGGUUGGCAUUCACGUUAUGCGAGAUAUACAGAAUCUGAAAGAUCAACUUCAAGACUUCAGCAUCCGCAAGUCCAAGUGUUUCUGCUGCUGCCAUGAGCACCAGCAUCCGGAAACUGGAGAGCAUCUGCCAUGUGAUCGGGUCCUGGUGUACAAGAUGUUGAAGAUUUGGUAUUCCACUGAAGGAAAGGACUUCUUAGACAGCUUCGAUGACGUGGUGCGUGCGGAGCUGAGUGCUGUGGCGCUGCAGGGGGCCAAAAAAGCCCAGCUACCAUUCCAGGAUGUUGUCUACUUAGCUAUGGCAAUCUCUGCCACAGAACUUCAGAAAGCUGUGCAGGGCUUUGUUCAGGAGGCAAACUUUCAGGGCUUUCCAGAUGGUUUGGUGAUGAUUCAGGCAGCCUUUGAGUUUUUGGCGAAGUUUUUCCUCAACUACCUGACCAUUUGGUUGCUCUACUUGUGGCUGAUCUUCGAACUUUGCAGUUUUGGGCCUUAUCUGAUGAAACGCACCAACUGCAGUUGGUCCCGGCUGUUGGCGGCACUUGUGUUGUCGCUGGUGAUGUUUCUGACGUUUGGCAGCUUUUGGUUCAUCACCAACCUGAUCAACGCCGUGGUGCGGGAACAUUUUGCCGACAAUCUGCCGAUGUUUAGCAGCCUGUUCCGGCUGCUUUGGCUGCUACUCCCGCUAGGCUUGCUGCGGUGGAAUCGCAGACGAGCUGGACUUUGA
Messenger RNA from Cladocopium goreaui, 1632 nucleotides. The record is from the annotation of a GenBank genome assembly. NCBI's taxonomy places the organism in Eukaryota, Dinophyceae, Suessiales, Symbiodiniaceae.